This is a messenger RNA of Dromiciops gliroides (monito del monte), 1008 nucleotides long. It is a transcript of the gene ETFB, whose product is annotated as electron transfer flavoprotein subunit beta. The transcript has 6 exons. Gene Ontology annotation, molecular function: electron transfer activity. The record is from RefSeq and is a predicted model, not a curated record. NCBI's taxonomy places the organism in Eukaryota, Metazoa, Chordata, Mammalia, Microbiotheria, Microbiotheriidae. Gene Ontology annotation, cellular component: cytosol. The coding region runs from base 192 to 959 and encodes 255 amino acids.
AGGUGAGAGAAGUUUCGGAGACAGGGAGAUGAGAGGCGGAGGAGUUAAUGGCUACUGAUUGGCGAAGGCCGUAGUUAAGGGGCGGAGCCUAGGGACAGCACCGAUUUCUGGUUGGUGAAGAGCUUUGAGGGCGGGGCUCCCGAGCGGCCACAGCCUUAGGCGGUGACGGCGGAAGCGGAGGCAUCAUCAAGAUGGCGGAGCUGCGCGCGCUGGUUGGAGUCAAGCGGGUCAUAGACUAUGCGGUGAAGAUCCGGGUGAAGCCGGACAAGUCUGGCGUGGUGACCGAUGGGGUGAAGCACUCCAUGAACCCCUUCUGUGAGAUCGCUGUGGAGGAGGCCGUGCGGCUGAAGGAGAAAAAGCUGCUGAAGGAAGUGAUCGCUGUCAGCUGUGGCCCCAAGCAGUGCCAGGAGACCAUCCGCACAGCGCUGGCCAUGGGCGCUGACCGGGGCAUCCACGUGGAGGUGCCCGAAGGCGAGGCGCAGCGUCUGGGGCCCCUGCAGGUUUCCCGAGUGCUGGCCGCCUUGGCCCAGAAGGAGAAGGCUGGGCUGGUGCUGCUGGGGAAACAGGCCAUUGAUGAUGACUGUAACCAAACUGGACAGAUGACAGCUGCCCUGCUUGACUGGCCUCAGGGCACAUUUGCCUCAAAGCUCUCACUAGAGGGAGAGAAGCUGAAGGUAGAACGAGAGGUUGAUGGUGGCCUUGAGACAAUUCUCCUCAAGCUGCCCGCUGUGGUGACUGCUGACCUUCGGCUGAACGAGCCCCGUUAUGCCACCCUGCCCAAUAUCAUGAAAGCCAAAAAGAAGAAGAUCGAAGUGAUGAAGCCUGGGGACCUGGGGGUGGACACCUCCUCCCGAAUUUCUGUGCUCAGUGUGGAGGAUCCGCCCCAGCGCACGGCAGGGGUGAAGCUGGAGACCACUGAGGACCUUGUGGCCAGAUUGAAAGAGGCAGGGCAUGUCUGAACUACCCCUCCUCCAAUAAAUUGGUGGCACUCGUUCCCCCUUUACCUUC